GGUGUCUAAACGUGAUAGGCAAAUUGUCGGGGACUAUUAAGACCCCGUGCAAUACCGCACUAGUUUUUUCAGGGGUAUUUAGCGUCGUCGGCAUUCAAGACGAUAAGGCAUUUCCCCACCAACAUCUAUUGAUCACUCUCAAAUAUGCACGUUUUCGCGAUGAAUUAUGUAAAGAUUGGGGGCAAAAUAUGUAUAGUGGGCUGAUCGUUGAAGGAUCUAUAUACUUUGAAGUAGACAGUCCGGUUUGAGAAAAAUAAAACUUUUCAAUUGUAAUUCAGAUGAAGACUCUCAACGAUCAAUCAAUCGAAUUCCCCUUCAUUGCACCACAUCUGGGCAACAUGGAUGCUGAACACAAUGCUGCGAAGUCUCCAGCGAAAGCUGCUCAUGUUAAUAUGAUGACAGACUGUAUCAUUGCAAAUAUGCCAGUGGACGGUCUACGAUCAAUACUUCGAGGGCUCUUGGGGGAAAAUACUUCGAAUACUGCCAGUCUCACCAAACUUGCGUCAAAGUAUCUUGCAAACACGAAGCCAUCAUCCAUACCGGAGCUCUUCGACACAUCUGACGGAUCACCGAAACCAACUUUAGAUCUGCAGCGAAUUCAAAGUAGAUAUAGGUGUCUUAUGGGCUGUGGAUUUGGAUUCGAAAGUGUGGAACUUCUCACUGCCGUCAUACAUCAGAUACAAAAGUUGGAGUGGAAUGAUGGGACGGCAGAAGGAGAAGAGUUCUUGGAAAUUCUAGCAACUAUCGAUGGGGAUGUUGUACAGUCAACAACAGCUGUACAUAAACUACUUCUAACUAGUUCAGGAAUGCGCCCUAUGAAUACCGAAGAUUCCAAGACUAUUUCCACAUUACGAGAAAUACUAUAUACCUGCAGAAGUUUUGCUAUUACUCGCGGGCAAGAUUUUCCAUUUGAACGUGGACUAUGCUGUCUCGAGAAAUUGAUUGAAGGGACCGGAAGCGAAAUUCAGCCUUUACAAAGGGAUGAAAUCAGUCGAACAAAUGGCUUUAAAUCAUCCAAAAUUGUACUAGAAUCAUUUCAGUUGGGACCAGCUGAAGUACCCAGAAUGUUUAUGGGACUCUGGCAAUUCUCCAGCCCUGCUUGGGGGACUGCUUCUAGAUCGAAGAUUGAUCGUCAUUUUAGGAAGCAUGUGGAUUCUGGGCUUAUUGCAUAUGAUAUGGCUGAUCAUUAUGGUGAUGCCGAAGUGACAUUCGGUCAAUUUCGAUCGGGACAAGAGGACUCCGAGAAGAUAUACUGUGCGACAAAAUGGGCCGUCUUCGAACCUAUCCAAGUAACAAAAGAGGUUGUAGAUGCGAACAUUUCAGAGCGUCUCACUGCGAUAAACUCCACAAGCGUGGAAUUGCUCCAAUUUCAUUGGCAAGAUUACAACGAUCACCAGUAUGUAGAAGCCGCGCGAUUGAUAGAGAUGCAUCCCAACGUCCAAAGCUUGGGUCUCUGCAAUUUCGACUCCGAUCAUAUGUGCGAAAUUCUGGAAAGCGGUGUCAAGGCAGUAUCAAACCAAGUUCAAUUCUCUCUAAUAGAUCUGAGGCCCACUUUCAAGAUGGCUGAGAGUUGUAGGAAACAUAAGGUUAAACUACUUACUUAUGGCUCGCUAUGUGGCGGGUUUUUAGCUGAGAAAUGGAUUGGAAAACCUGCCCCCAAUCUUUUCGACAAGAACAUGACUCCAAGCCAUCGCAAGUAUUUCGAAAUGAUCAACAUAUGGGGAGGAUGGAUACUUUUUCAAGAGUUAUUAAAUGUUCUGGCCAAAAUUGGAUCCGAGCAUAACGUUUCUGUUUCGAGUGCGGCGAUAAGAUGGGUGUUGGACCACGAUUAUGUCGGGGCUGUAAUAAUAGGCGCAAGAAUGGGGAUCAGCGAGCACAUUGACGAGAACCUCAAAGCUCUCUCGUUUAUUCUCGACGAGGAAGAUAAAGAAGCGAUACAAAAUGUAUUAAAUAGAUCAAGAGCGAAAGACAUUUUCGAGGCGAUGGGAGAUUGUGGAGCGGAAUAUAGACAGUAAACUCAAAAUUGAAGUAAUUUGGAACAUUCGCUGUUUGAGCAAAUGCACUUUCGGGUUACGACCCAAGAAGAGAAGAGGCGAACUUUGUACAAAGGUGGGGGGA
Botrytis cinerea B05.10 is the source of this 2118-nucleotide messenger RNA. RefSeq lists its product as hypothetical. The coding region runs from base 279 to 2015 and encodes 578 amino acids. The record is from RefSeq and is a predicted model, not a curated record. The transcript is spliced from 3 exons. NCBI's taxonomy places the organism in Eukaryota, Fungi, Ascomycota, Leotiomycetes, Helotiales, Sclerotiniaceae.